Lindgomyces ingoldianus is the source of this 1905-nucleotide messenger RNA. RefSeq lists its product as uncharacterized. Lineage: Eukaryota; Fungi; Ascomycota; Dothideomycetes; Pleosporales; Lindgomycetaceae. Gene Ontology annotation, biological process: regulation of DNA-templated transcription. The transcript is spliced from 3 exons. The coding region runs from base 47 to 1483 and encodes 478 amino acids. The record is from RefSeq and is a predicted model, not a curated record. Gene Ontology annotation, molecular function: protein binding; sequence-specific DNA binding; zinc ion binding.
UCUCCGCGCCUCAUGGUAUAUAUCUCGACUGCGGGACCUCGCAGCCAUGUACCAAAGUGGCGGCUCGCUUCCUGCUGAGAUGGGUAGUCUGGCGCCCCUACCCGACCUCCCCCCCGAUCAAGGCACGGGUGGCAUUCCCGGUCUCGAUGUGGACAUGAUGCAGAUGGACAUGGACCUCUCGCAAAUGGACGCGGAUACCCAGACGCCCGCCCAGCCCUACAAUGCCUUCGCCCCACCACAACUCCUCUCAACGACGAGGACAACCAGCGUCUCCACCGAUGCCUUCUCUCUCGGCCAGGAAAACACCAUGACGGGCGCGGGUGCGGGCCCACUUCCCACCGGCUUUGGCGCCCCCACCCUGAACCCAUCGGGUAGCACAUUGACAGAGUUCACAAAGCGGCGGAACUGGUCGCAGCGCGUGCUGGAAGAGCUGCGAGACUUCCUACAUAUAUUAACGUCCGAUGGCAGGAUCCUCUAUGCAUCGCCGUCCUGCAAAGCCCUGACCGGAUACGAGCCGGCUCAGCUCGUUGGCCGCUUCAUUCAGGAGUUCAUUCACCCUGAUGACACUGGAAUCUUCGUGAAAGAGUUCAACGAGUCAAUCGCGUCUGGCAAUCCCCUACGCUUCUUCUACCGUUUCCGUAAAAUUGAUGAGACAUGGGUCAUUUUCGAAUCGCACGGCCACCCGCAUCUCAGUAGCGAUGGAGGGGCCGCCUUCGCCGCGCCGGGUAGCAUCAACUGUCGCGGCUUCUUUAUGAUGUCUCGCCCCUACCCCACCAAGAAUGCCGCCUUGCUGGAUUCGUUCCUCGAACACAAGAUAGAAAAUGAGCGGCUCACAAAGCGAAUAGCAGAGCUGAAGCGCGAGGAGCAGGAAGAGCAGGAGGCACAGAAUCGGCAUUGGCAGACGGCUGAAGGUCAAUCCUCCAUCACGCCUUCUGAGACACAGGCUCGCACGGAAAGUGACAGCCACACAUCCGCUGCGUACAACAGCAUGCCACCGCCAGCUAAACCUGGUGUAUCAAACACAGCUUUGACACAGCAAAACCUCAAUGAAGCCUUGGCCGCAAGCAAGCCAGACAGUAUCAAUGACAAAAUGGCUCGAUAUGAAGGAGCCACUCAUCUGGAGACAAUUGAAAUGCUGACAGGACUGCGGUAUCGGGAUGGAGAAAGAUCUCAAGGCAUCAGCACUGGUGACAUAAGCCCUCUUCUUAUCAGGGGAGAUGCUGGUAUCCAAAUCUCUUUGGACCGAGACGGACGGAGCUCCGAUAAGAAGAAGAAAAUUAAGAUUGCGGAUGAAUACGUGUGUACCGAUUGCGGUACCCUAGAUUCUCCUGAGUGGCGGAAAGGACCUAACGGGCCGAAGACGCUUUGCAAUGCGUGUGGGUUACGCUGGGCGAAGAAAGAGAAAAAGAAGCAAGGUGCAACAGGCGCUCCUCAUGCACAGCCUCCAACACUGCCCGUGCAGACUGGUACACACAGCAGCUGAAAUUGUGUACCUAGUCACUUGUCCCUAAACAUAUUCUCUGCGAUGCUCUAGCUGCUGAUGCAUUACUAGCCUUCCCCAACGCACGAGGAAACGUUCAGGGGACGAUACUGAACAUCGAGACCGGCAAUCGAUCAGAAUAUGAAAUCGUACCGAUCAGGUUUGGAGCAGAAGGACAUAUAGGGAGGGAAACGGGCUUGUUAUAGGAUUACGUCACGAACCCGUAGGCAAGAAUGAUGAUUUAUGACUUUAUGGAUCACCAAACAAAAGGUAAUGGCAGAUUACAUUUCGGUUUCUAGUACACGAUUUCGGGUCUCUUCAGAACAGAGUUUGAAUGUUGGUAUGAAAAUGGAAUCGGCUCUAUGAUACCGUAUUUGGAUCUCAAUAUCAAGUAUUAGCAAUUAAUAUGACCGAGCUAAGGCCGC